AUGGACGGUGCCGAGUUGCUGACACUGCCCUGGGCGCUUCAAAGCGCCUCAGCCCAUCUUCUUACGGGAGACCUUGUCGUGCAUGACAUUGAACGUUGGUGUCAUCGAAAAGCCGAACAAGGUAGCAUUGAGCCUGUCAUGGCUGUCGUGUUCUUCAACACGGGCCAAGACGCAGUAGACUAUGUCAAGAUCAAGGCUCACGUUGCUGCUCGAGCUGGCGUCAGCUACUGGGUAUAUGAGAUGUCCCCCGACGCAUCCACAUCACAGGUGAUGAGCCAAGUCCAGAAGCUGAACACGAACCCUCAAAUCCACGGGAUCCUUGUACAGCGCCCUUUGCCUGACCAGGUGAAUGAGCCAAAGGUAAUGGCGUCCAUCGAUCAUGUCAAAAACAUCGAGGAGUACACUAAAGGCUUGGCCGACAAUAUUGCUGCCGACGCGUUGGUCCGCUUGAUGGACAGGUAUGGGCUGCUGCGGUCGGCACAGCAGGCGAAAAUUCGAAUCGUCGGCUUUGGUAAUGUCAUCACGAGAGAGUUCAUUCGGCAGAUGAAGCACCAAUUCCCUUAUGUGAGUUGGUCUAAAGACUUUGAUCCAUCCUGUGAUGCCAAUCAAGACGAACAUGAAGCUCUUCAGUCAGAGGUUGAAGCACCACGCCGGACCAUGAUCAUUUCGGAGCUACAUCGCGGACCCGGUUUCAUCAAAGAAUCCAUGAUCAAGCCGGAAGUCAGUGUUUUGGUUGAUCUUGGCUUCUACGUCACCGAAAAAGGCGUCAUCGGCGAUGUGAGCCACUCUCUUUUUGACAGAAGUAAUCUGGCAAUUGCACCAACACCCGGAGGAGUCCUUCCAAUCUUAUUAUGGAUCAUGAUGGAGCGGACAAUUAAGGCCAAGGAAAUAAUUGCAAAGGAAGGGAUGCGAGGGUGCUGCUGCAUGACUAUGUGA
This is a messenger RNA of Fusarium coffeatum, 936 nucleotides long. RefSeq lists its product as uncharacterized. Gene Ontology annotation, biological process: tetrahydrofolate interconversion. The record is from RefSeq and is a predicted model, not a curated record. The transcript has 2 exons. Bases 1 to 936 code for a protein of 311 amino acids. Gene Ontology annotation, cellular component: cytosol. NCBI's taxonomy places the organism in Eukaryota, Fungi, Ascomycota, Sordariomycetes, Hypocreales, Nectriaceae. Gene Ontology annotation, molecular function: methenyltetrahydrofolate cyclohydrolase activity; methylenetetrahydrofolate dehydrogenase (NADP+) activity.